Molecule: messenger RNA, 2870 nt
Organism: Ctenopharyngodon idella (grass carp)
Lineage: Eukaryota; Metazoa; Chordata; Actinopteri; Cypriniformes; Xenocyprididae
Product: ectonucleoside triphosphate diphosphohydrolase 8-like
Exons: 10
Coding region: 115-1599 (494 amino acids)
Biological process (GO): nucleoside diphosphate catabolic process
Cellular component (GO): plasma membrane
Molecular function (GO): UDP phosphatase activity; GDP phosphatase activity
Source: RefSeq, a predicted model, not a curated record
GGCUGGUGUAAAGGUGUAGAGGUGUCAACAUUGUACAUCCCUUCAUUAUACGGACAAAUCUCCUGUGUGUUCAUAAAGAAAGUUCAACAGGACAGGUAAAGCAGAGGAAAGAGGAUGGCAGAUAUGGGAAUUAAGACGAAAUAUGGUGCUGCAGUGGUGACCAUAGCUUUAAUAACUCUCAUCGCUUUGAUUCUCUCUCUUGCUAAUCAUCAGACUUUGAAUCUGCCAUACUCAACACAGUAUGGGAUUGUGCUUGAUGCCGGCUCCACUCACACGGCGCUCUUCCUGUACCAGUGGCUCGGGAACAAAGAGAACGAAACUGGAAUAAUCUCGCAGAAACUGAGCUGUGAUGUGGAGGGUGGUGGCAUUUCGAGCUAUGACCAGAACCCCCCGGCAGCUGGAGAGAGUCUUAAGAAAUGCUUGGAUGUUGCCAAGGCAGCAAUCCCAGAAGGCCAGUGGAAGGCUACACCUGCUUACCUUGGUGCUACUGCUGGCAUGCGGCUUCUUGGAUUACAGAAUCAAAGUCUAGCAGACAGAAUCCUGGAAGAAGUCGCCAAAACAAUCCAAAGUUAUCCCUUUGAUUUCCGAGGGGCCAGAAUAAUCGAUGACAAGGAAGAGGGGGCUUUUGGCUGGAUCACCAUCAACUACCUCUUGGAGAGCUUUGUCAAGCACACAUUUGAGGGCUUUUGGAUCCACCCCAAAGCAGGAAAGAUUGUUGGAGCUCUAGAUCUCGGUGGCGCAUCAACACAAAUUUCAUUCACCCCAAAAGACCUAGUGAAAGACUCCAAUUCUACUUCAAAUUUCACGCUCUAUGGGUACAAGUAUGAGGUGUACACACACAGCUACUUGUGCUACGGCAUGGACCAGGCUUUGAAGAAGCUUCAGGCCUACCUUAACAAGACUGCUGGGGCAUCAUCUGCCAUCAGUCACCCAUGCUACCCCAAAGGAUAUAUAGUCAAUGUUACUCUGGCUGAACUUUACAACUCCCCUUGUGUGGAGAAACCAAUCAAUUUUAACCCCAAUGAUAAAGUCACUUUCUCAGGAACGGGUAAUUCAUCCCUCUGUCUUUCUUCAAUUGAGAACAUAAUUAACCUCACAGACUGUGCCUUAUCACCAGACUGUGGUUUCAACGGUGUCUAUCAGCCUCCUGUCAAUGGCGAAUUCUUUGCUUUUUCCUCGUACUUCCACAUCUUCAGCUUUCUUGGUCUUGCCCCAAAAGCUCAACUGACACAGGUUCUUUCCACUAUUGAGACUCACUGCGACAAAAACUGGACCACUCUUACUGCUGAAAAUCCAUCCAUUGAUGCAAAAUAUCUGAAAGAUUACUGUGCUUCUGCACAUUAUAUUAUGACUAUUCUCCUGAAGGGAUACAAGUUCAAUAACAGCUGGGAUCAAAUCUCUUUUGAGAAACGGGUAGCAGACGUAGAUAUCGGGUGGACGUUGGGCUACAUGCUGAACCUGACCAACAUGAUUCCCUCUGAACGGCCUAGAGCGGUGACAGGUGUGGUGCACAGUCAAUGGGCAGCUCAGACUUUCUUCAUCGUAUUUGCCCUAUUCCUCAGUCUACUUAUUAUAGUCAUCCUGGUUUUUAUCACAUAGACGUCACCAACAAGGAAUUAAUUGAUAUAUUUUGAUACUAUGAUAACAAAAUAUAAACACUUAUAACAUUAUUACCAUAGUGAAUCGUGGUAAGACAAAAACAUGAUUUGGAAAAAGGAUGGAUGUUUGAUGUUUAAAUUUUGUUCAAUUUGAUAAAAAAUAAAGUUAUAUACUGUGUACAUUAGUAAUAAUUAUACUUUUCAAUUAAAUAAAUUUCUUCAAAUACUCCUUUCGAGUUUCAGUCAAAACAAUCACAAACACGUCAUUCAUGUGAUUUUUACUUUAAAAAUAAAUAUUUCAAAUAUUUUAAAGUCAUUCUGAGCACCAGUGUAUGAUCACACAGACACACACACACACACACACACACACACACACACACACACACACACACACACACACACAAUACAAUUGAAUGUAACACAUUGCUUUUCACUAAAAUCCUUCUAUUGUAUUUUGUAUUUAUUUAUUUCUGUUUCUCUGAGUAAUAUACGUUGAUUCUACUGUUCACUGUUUAGAGACUUUUAUUUUGACAUUUUCUCCUUGCGCUCUACCGCCAUUUUCAAGUGAGUGCGCGCCUUUCCAAAGUUCGCAUUGCUUAUGCUGGGGAGAGGUAAGCGUUUGUCAGAGCUUUUCAUUUUAUGAGUGAAAUAAGUUUACAAAGUGUAUAAAUCGACUAAAUAUCUUAUUGUAAAGAGUACUGAGACUAUUUGCAGUGUUCUGUUGUAUGUUCUAUGUGCGAGUGGAUUGAGAAUGUAAAGUUAUAUCGUGUGGGCCGUAUGAUAUUGACAUGGUUUUGAGUCAUUAGUUAGCUAAUAAAUGUUAUAUCGUACAGGAAUGUCUUAUGAAACGCCCACAAGAGUGAUAUAUGAGCUUUAUUCAUGUUAAUCCACAGGUAUUUUAUUUUUAUUGUCUUUGUUCUUUUAUAUUCUUGUAUUGUUAAUAUAAUGUUUCAAUGUUAAUUUUCUCAACUGUUAUACAAAAUGAGUUUGCAUUGCUUAUGCUGGUGAGAGGAAUGUCUCAUGAAAUGCCCACAAGUGAGAUAUGAACUUUAUUCAUGUUAAUCCACAGGAGUGAAGUUAAUGCUGGGCGUGGCUGUCAAUAAAUCCCCUUUUGGUGAACAGAAGUGAAAGUGUCCUGGGUCUUCUCAUACACAACGCAGAUGGUGGUAACAGCGGUCAGCAACGGACCGGUUACUUACACACACACACACGUAAAACCAUCUGUAGAUUUAACAAAUCACUGCUCAAUUCAAAUAAAAUCCAUUAUAUGUA